Molecule: messenger RNA, 3009 nt
Organism: Oncorhynchus tshawytscha (Chinook salmon)
Lineage: Eukaryota; Metazoa; Chordata; Actinopteri; Salmoniformes; Salmonidae
Gene: samd1a
Product: sterile alpha motif domain containing 1a
Exons: 6
Coding region: 510-1121 (203 amino acids)
Source: RefSeq, a predicted model, not a curated record
GUCACCUUAAAAGCGCACAACAACGCAAGCGUACAGCGAGGUUUCAAUUUUUUUUUCUCGAAAACCGGACUCGGGCCGCGGAUCGCAACAAGGUUGACGCACUGAGGCAAAAACGAACGAACGACCCCAACCAGGAGAAUGUCUGAACCCAUGUACCGCGAUUGGAUUUUGGACACUAUUGACUCACUGCGGUCGCGAAAAGCCAGACCAGACCUUGAAAGAAUUUGUCGAAUGGUCCGGAGACGACAUGGAUCAGCGCCAGAACAAACCAGCGAGGAACUCGAGAAACUGAUCCAAGAGCAAACUGUCUUGAAAGUUAACUACAAGGGCUCGAUUUCCUAUCGAAAUGCAGCCAAAGUAGUCAGAAGAAGCAGGAAAAAGGAUGACCACACGACCAAAGAACUACCGUGGAAGAAGCUAACCAUUCUGAUUUGAGCAACGGGGACAGCGCGCUCGGUCCCAUUGACCAGGAUGAGACGGAGCAUUUGGAGAAUGAGCUGCCAGUGUCAAUGGAGACAGACAGCACCCUGGAAGAGGAGGAAGAACAGGAGGGGGCUGAUGAAGAUGGCCAUGAGGGCUCCUCUCCCUCUCCUGGGGGUGAGGAUGCUGUGCAGGGGGGGUCUGGUGCUGCCCCCCCCUACUCUGCCCCCUGCUCCCCCAGCGGCUCUCGCCCUGGCCAAAGCCCUGUGUCUGACAGCCCCUCUACCUGCAAGACCAGUAAGAGGUCCAGCCCUCUGUCCCCCUCUAGUCCCCUGGCCCUCAGGCAGAAUGACUGUGUGUGUGACUCUGCCUUCUGCCCUGCUGAUCAUGGACCCUCAGGGAUGCAGAGAAACACAGGAACUGGGGCUUUAAAGACGAUAGUACAGCCAUCAGGGACCUGUCCCUGGGUUCAGAAGAGCUUGGUGAAGAGAGAGAGAGAGGAUGGGGUGAGGAUGGAGGAGAGUGGCCUCACUUCUGACCAACUGGUUCCUGACUGUGUGGAUGAGACCAUGAAGGGUUCUGACAGACAGCCCAAGACGUUGUCUUUUCCCUCUGACAACUGUGCUAAAUACAAGAAGGGGAUGGACGUUGCCUCUUACGUGAUGGCUCAAGACGAUGUAAAAACAGAGAAAUCUCUGUGAAGAAGGAGACGCUGAGGCAGAACCUAUUGCUGUGGAGCGUGGCGGAUGUGGCCACCUACAUCUCUGCUGCAGGCUUUCCAGAGCAGGCUGUAGCUUUCAGAACACAGGAAAUUGAUGGAAAGUCCUUGCUCCUGAUGCAGCGCAGUGACGUGUUAACUGGCCUGUCCAUCAGACUUGGUCCCGCCCUAAAGAUCUACGAGCGCCACGUGAAGAUGCUGCAGAGGACCCACUUCCUGGAUGAGGAGGAUGAUCUCUGACCACGGUUGGGGGGAACAGAACAACACACUCCUCUAAGGAGCAGAUGUAUUCAUACAGUAUACACACAUACUGUGUUCACUGGAUCUCUAGAACCUUCUGUAACCAUUCAAGGAGGUGUGGGGAAAAGGACACCGUGGUCAUGACUUGGGCUUUGACAGUGAUUAUCAACAUGUGUAUGUGGGCUUCCAUUCCACCUCUCUGUGGUAUUGCUUUUAUAGGACCCCUCUCUAAACUCAUAUAGGAAUGUUAGGAUCCUGCCUAAUGACGCUAUAGAAGUCAAAUGGAGGUCUGCCUGUUCUGUAAGGGGAGGUCUGCCUGUUCUGUAAGGGGAGGUCUGCCUGUUCUGUAAGGGGAGGUCUGCCUGUUCUGUAAGGGGAGGUCUGCCUGUUCUGUAAGGGGAGGUCUGCCUGUUCUGUAAGGGGAGGUCUGCCUGUUCUGUAAGGGGAGGUCUGCCUGUUCUGUAAGGGGAGGUCUGCCUGUUCUGUAAGGGGAGGUCUGCCUGUUCUGUAAGGGGAGGUCUGCCUGUUCUGUAAGGGGAGGUCUGCCUGUUCUGUAAGGGGAGGUCUGCCUGUUCUGUAAGGGGAGGUCUGCCUGUUCUGUAAGGGGAGGUCUGCCUGCUCUGUAAGGGGAGGUCUGCCUGCUCUGUAAGGGGAGGUCUGCCUGCUCUGUAAGGGGAGGUCUGCCUGCUCUGUAAGGGGAGGUCUGCCUGCUCUGUAAGGGGAGGUCUGCCUGCUCUGUAAGGGGAGGUCUGCCUGCUCUGUAAGGGGAGGUCUGCCUGUUCUGUAAGGGGAGGUCUGCCUGCUCUGUAAGGGGAGGUCUGCCUGCUCUGUAAGGGGCGGGUCAGUGAGUGCAGCCAAAGACUCUCUCUGGAUUCCUCCUCCUCCUACACUUGGCUACCACUGGAGCCUACUUUAAAAGACUGGUUUCUGUGCUCCCUGAGUCAGUUCCACAAGAAAAUAAUAACAUGUAUACUUGGAAUAUCUGUUCCAGCAAAUAUGGUUCUAGCAUUUCUUCAUUGUUUACUCAGACAGUAUUUUUUUAAAGACAUGUCAUAUGGUACCCUCCAUUUAUCUAGAAACUCAACAUUGUUUUUCUUUUAUGAUGACAAUGUGAACUGAUUUCAUUUGAGAAUGUACAGUAUGAAUUUGUUGAUUCAUCAAAGGUCAGUGAUGUUGUCAAUCUCUCAUUAUACCAGCAAAGGAAAUGGAGCUUAGUCUCCAGAUGUUCUCAUGGCUGCACCAGUACUGACCUAGGUUUUAUUACUGUUGUUAUCUGUUUCACUAACAUUUCGAAACAACUGAAUUGUGUUCUUUUUUUUUUUUUGAGGGAAAAUUAACCAACCAAAAAAUGUACUUCAUAACUUUAGGAAGUGUCAUUGUAGCAUUAAUACGUUUUCUUUGUUUACAACCUCAACACAAUUCCCCACGACAUGGUAGACAUCUUGAUCAAAUUCAACAUUUUUGUUAUCUGAGAGGAUUACAAUGACGUCUCUUAAUUUUGCCUUGUGGCUUCUGCUUUUGAAACAAUGUCACAUUCCACAUUUCCAUCUGUUACGUGUGUGAUGUCACACUGUUAAUUGCUAUGUUGGCCCUGUUUCCAGGGGGGGGGAAUGAAGUUAUUGUCUUUUCCA